UAAACCGAACCGGAUCGGUUAAGAGAUUAGUUAUUAAUUUUCGAUUUCAUUUGUCACUUUACCAUUUCUUCUCCAUGACAUUCCUCUUAUCAAGAUCAUUCCUUUCACUAACACUCAGACCCUCUUCUUCGAUCUUAAUGGCGAAUCUAACGACGAACGCAAAAGCUCGCCUGAGAGGCGUUGUGUUCGACAUGGACGGAACCUUAACGGUUCCGGUCAUCGAUUUCGCGGCAAUGUACAGGACUGUCCUCGGAGAAGAUGAGUACAAGCGAAUCAAGGCGGAGAGUCCUACCGGAAUCGAUAUUCUUCACCAUAUAGAGUCGUGGAGCCCAGAUAAGCAGCAGAAGGCGUACGAGAUCAUAGCUGAUUAUGAGCAACAGGGGAUUGAUAAGCUCCAAAUCAUGCCCGGUGCUGUUGAACUUUGUAGCUUUCUUGAUUCCAAAAAGAUAAAGAGGGGGCUAAUUACACGCAAUGUUAAGAAGGCAAUUGACAUAUUCCACCAACGUUUUGGGGUUAUCUUUUCACCGGCACUAGGCAGAGAGUUUCGUCCAUAUAAACCAAACCCGGAUCCGCUGCUGCAUAUAUGUUCAGCAUGGGACAUCCAACCUAACGAAGUCAUCAUGGUUGGUGACAGCUUGAAAGAUGAUAUAGCUUGUGGAAAAGGAGCUGGAGCUUUCACAUGCUUGCUAGAUGAAACUGGAAGGUAUAGACCAGAUGAUUUUUCUGUCUCUGGACUGCAUCCUGAUUUUAAAGUUGAUUCCCUGUCCAAAAUUCAGAACAUAUUGGAGACGAACUUCGACCUCAUCCCAUAGAUUUUUUUUUUUUUGUUUGCCUCCAAAUUCCUCAUCUUGUGACCAAAAUAGUCUCCUACUCAACACAAAGGCUGUAGUUUGCAGCAGGAUCAUUAUUGUAAGAGAGAUAAUGCCAUUACACAGUAUCUGUUCAGGAUAUCCAUUAAUACCAAUUACAGAGUUCUGCUCAUUCGCCA
Brassica oleracea var. oleracea is the source of this 988-nucleotide messenger RNA. RefSeq names its product haloacid dehalogenase-like hydrolase domain-containing protein At2g33255. NCBI's taxonomy places the organism in Eukaryota, Viridiplantae, Streptophyta, Magnoliopsida, Brassicales, Brassicaceae. Bases 75 to 812 code for a protein of 245 amino acids. The transcript has 5 exons. The record is from RefSeq and is a predicted model, not a curated record.